AUGCAAAAACUUCUCAACGCUGCUCAUGUAGCCCCAGAAAUCUUUGAGCUACGUCCCGAUUAUCGCGCCCUGUUGAUGGUUGUUGAGGGCAUUCGCCCGGGCCCUAGUGACGAUGCCAGCGAGACUCUUUUGCGCGAGGCGGAAAAAUCUGUCAAAGGACUGUUGUCGGAACGUGCAGUUACUGAACUUCCACAUGUCGCCGCGUGGCGCGAAACCUACAAGGCCUUUGGAGCGAAGCCUCAGAAAACACGCAAUAGCCUGGAAGCACUGAGUCGGCGUGCAGAAGGCGGCCUUCCGCGUGUGAAUCGAUUGACGGAUAUUUACAACGCUAUUUCCGUGAAGCACCAGGUCCCCAUCGGCGGCGAAGAUCUAGACAAAUACAACGGAUCACCGUUUCUUACCCGUGCCAGCGGACAGGAACCGUUUGAGACCUUCUCUGGUGGCCAGGCCCAAAGCGAGUGUGCCGUGCCAGGGGAGCCUAUUUGGUGUGAUGAUGCGGGCAUUACCUGUCGUCGCUGGAACUGGCGCCAAGGCCCACGGACUGCAUUAACAGACGAUACAACGCGUGUGCUGUUUAUUUUAGAUGCAUUAGAACCACUUUCAGACGAAUCUCUAGUCCAAGCUGCUGACGAGCUGGCUUCAGCCUUGAAGCUCUUAUCACCAGAGGUUCGCACAGCACGGAGAAUAAUCAGCGCUUCACCUUCGGCUCCGUCUGGCGAGUCUUAG
Trichoderma harzianum CBS 226.95 is the source of this 726-nucleotide messenger RNA. RefSeq lists its product as hypothetical. Gene Ontology annotation, molecular function: phenylalanine-tRNA ligase activity; RNA binding. The transcript has a single exon. The coding region runs from base 1 to 726 and encodes 241 amino acids. The record is from RefSeq and is a predicted model, not a curated record. NCBI's taxonomy places the organism in Eukaryota, Fungi, Ascomycota, Sordariomycetes, Hypocreales, Hypocreaceae.